Messenger RNA from Centropristis striata (black sea bass), 1547 nucleotides. RefSeq names its product thymidine kinase 2 (gene tk2). The coding region runs from base 16 to 846 and encodes 276 amino acids. Gene Ontology annotation, molecular function: deoxynucleoside kinase activity. The transcript is spliced from 10 exons. The record is from RefSeq and is a predicted model, not a curated record. Lineage: Eukaryota; Metazoa; Chordata; Actinopteri; Perciformes; Serranidae. Gene Ontology annotation, cellular component: mitochondrion; cytoplasm.
GGUGCAUGCUGGGAGAUGUGUGGGUCCGGAGGAGUCCCGCUCCUGUCCAGGUGUGUGAGGCUGGUAUCAGACCGGUUCUGGGGGACUCUGGGACCUGCUGGGACCGUGAGACGGAUCCACGGCAGAACCCGGAGCGGCUCGCAGCGAGACAAACCGAAGAAACCCGAGCCAGCCCGAGGGAAGCUGGUGAGGACCGGAGAGGACAAGAAGGCCGUGGUCUGUAUCGAGGGGAACAUUGCCAGUGGGAAGACGACGUGUCUGGAAUAUUUUAGCAGAACCAGCAACAUAGAGGUCCUCACAGAGCCCAUCUCCAAGUGGAGGAACGUCCGAGGACACAACCCUCUGGCUCUGAUGUACCAGGACUCGGAGCGUUGGGGUCUCACGCUGCAGACCUACGUCCAGCUCACCAUGCUGGAGCGACACCUGGCCCCCAUAGCGGCCCCCGUCAGGAUGAUGGAACGCUCCAUCUUCAGCGCCAAGUACAUCUUCGUGGAGAACCUCCUCAGAAGUGGUAGGAUGCCGGAGGUGGACUACGCGGUUCUCUCUGAGUGGUUCGACUGGAUCACCACCAACGUCUCCAUUCCUGUUGAUCUGAUCGUGUACCUGCAGACGUCUCCUCAGAUCUGCCACCAGAGGCUGAAGCAGAGAUGUAGAGAGGAGGAGAGAGUCAUUCCCCUGGAGUACUUGGAGUCCAUCCACCAGCUGCAUGAGGACUGGCUGAUCCACCACAACGCCUCUCCUGUUCCUGCUCCGGUCCUGGUGAUUCCUGCUGACCAUGACCUCCAGAAGAUGCUCCACCAGUUUGAAGAGAACCGUGAGAAGAUCUUGGCCGCCGGCGUCCUCUGAUCCCUCAAACACUGUUUACAUGUUAAUAUUCAUCUAUUUAUAGAUUUAAAGUAAAGAAAUAUAGAUUCUGACCAGUUUACAGCUGAAUAUCUGUUACAAAGAAUGAUUCCUUUCUGAUUAUUGAUUAUGUUUCAGGCCACGUCCCGACUGGCUGGCUGUGUUUUCCAAACACCUUUUAGAACAUCAUGGACAUUAAUUGGUUCUUAAUUAUAGUAAUAUUACAAUUAAUAUUCGUGUCAAAUAAGUUCAUACUUGUUUGUCCAGUACGUUGCUUUUUAAUGCAUUCAUUACAUAAACGCUGUUGGAGUUUUUUAAGUUUAAAGUAAUUAAGUUUCUUGGGGAUCUUGAUAUAAAUGAGACGUUUGUCAUCAUAUAUCACACACACACACACACACACACACACACAUACAUACAUAUAUAUAUAUAUAUAUAUAUAUAUAUAUAUAUAUAUGUAUACACACUUUUUCUUAACUUUCUUCCUAUUUUCUGUUAAUUUGUAUAUGUAAAUACUAAAUUAAUAUAUUUUGAUUGCAGUAUCUGAGUGGGGGAAAGGCUGGGGUCCUUUUAGGACAUGUUCCUUAUUUAUCCACUGUCUUAUUAUCAUUAUUAUUGUUAUUAUUAUUAUUUUCUUUUUUUCUGCUUGUUUGUAUGAUAACAUUUUUCUUUUACAUCUUCUAAAUAAAUUUUCUAAACCAAAAAAA